Molecule: messenger RNA, 1294 nt
Organism: Colletotrichum scovillei
Lineage: Eukaryota; Fungi; Ascomycota; Sordariomycetes; Glomerellales; Glomerellaceae
Product: TfdA family Taurine catabolism dioxygenase TauD
Exons: 4
Coding region: 201-1229 (342 amino acids)
Cellular component (GO): cytoplasm
Molecular function (GO): 2-oxoglutarate-dependent dioxygenase activity
Source: RefSeq, a predicted model, not a curated record
CAACUGCAAGCACGUUUGUCGGGAUGGCGCCGACCGAGUGAGACAGGACCUGACGCGAUAAUAACUAAUUGAGUCUCAUUGAUAUUUCUGAGAGCCGUGUACAUAUAUCGACAGCAGGCGACCAGGAGAUUCUACAGCAAAAGAUUGCGUGCUUCGCCAUUCCCAUCAUCAUUCGCUACACGUACCCAAGUCCAGCCACCAUGCCGACUGAACCGCUAUACCCAGCCUACCUCCCCACCAGGCCCGACGGCUUCCAGUCGACAAUCGACAUACCGUUCUUCGAAGCCGAAGAACCCGGUGUCCGAGCCAAAGCGGCCCAAUCCGCCUCGUCCCCCUCCUCCAUCUUCCGGGACGGCGGCGGCGCUAGAGUGGAGAACAUCACACCCCGCGUCGGCGCCGAAGUCCGGGGUAUCCAGCUUAGCCAGCUCUCCAAGGCGGGUCUCGACGAGGUUGCGCUAUUGGCGGCCGAGAGAGGUGUUUUAGUCUUUAGAGACCAAGACUUUGCAGACAUUGGCUUUGAAAGGCAAAAGGAGAUUGUGAGGCAUUAUGGUCCUCUGCAUAAGCACCCCACGAUGGGAUACCCAGAAGGCACAGGUCCAGAAUUCCACGUCGUCUACGCAGACGAGAAAGCAGGCAACCUCCGCACCCUCCUCGGUCCCCGCACAACCUACGACCUCUGGCACAUAGACCAAACCUUCACCCCAAACACCCCCUCAACAACCUUCUUCUGGGUCCUCGAGACGCCCGCCUCAGGCGGCGGCGACACGGCCUUCACAUCCCUAACAGCAGCCUACGCGGCCCUCUCCCCAGCCUACCGCGCCACCCUCCGCGGCCUGCGGUUAUUCCACACAUCCGCUUCCGUAGGUGAAGUCGCGCGUGUAGGUACAGAGCGCGCCCUCCGCGAGGCCGUAUCGACGACGCAUCCGCUGGUGAUUCGGCACCCUGUGACGGGCGAGCCGAGUCUGUUUGUGAAUCCGACGAUUGCGAGGCGGGUGGAGGGGUUUUUACCCGAGGAAUCGGAUGCGCUGUUGGGAUUUUUGCAUAAUCAUGUCAAGAGUCUGGAUUUUAGUUGCCGGGUGAGGUGGGAGGCUGGGUCGGUUGUUGUGUGGGAUCAGAGGAGCGUUGCGCAUAGCGCGGUGCCGGAUUUCAGGGAGGGGGAGAGGAGGCAUAUGGUGAGAAUCAUACCGUAUGGAUCAAGGCCUGAGCCUGCGUUUCCUGAGGAGCACUGAGCCAGUGAAAAGGAUGAGGAGAUGUAGUGAAUAUUGGUCUACCUAGUAGUCUGCAGCUAUACGGG